Messenger RNA from Sander lucioperca (pikeperch), 2271 nucleotides. RefSeq names its product girdin-like. The annotation marks the transcript as partial. Lineage: Eukaryota; Metazoa; Chordata; Actinopteri; Perciformes; Percidae. The transcript has a single exon. The record is from RefSeq and is a predicted model, not a curated record.
CACAAUACAGCUCAUUGAUACAGACAUUUUGUUUUGACAGAAAGCAAAAAAAUGGCACAGCAAGAGCAGUCUGGCACUCUCAGGCCUGUGAGUGAUGAGAACACAGCCCACCACCGAGAAAACGAGGUCCUCUUCAGAAAGAACAGGGACCUUCAAAGACAGAAUGGGGAACUCCGUGAAAACAUUGAGGGCCUUCGUGAGAAAUUCAAGUACACCAGAAACAGCAAUAAAAGGGCCCUCCAAAUAGAGAACGAGGUGUUAUGCACUGAAAAUGCCACCCUCCGCAAAGACACUGACAUCCUGCACAGUGAAAAGAAGGCUCUGUGCAACGAAAUUGAGGAUGUUCGCAAACAGAACAAAGAGGUGCAGACUAAGUUAAAGGACUUAGAAAUUGAGAACAAGACUUUGCACCAAGAAAUAGAAGAACUGACCCUGAACAACACUCUGCAAAAAGAAGUUCAACGGCUAAAUAGAAGUCUGAAAGAACAGGAAGUCCUUCCUCUAUUGAAGCAAGAAAACCAGUCUUUGGGACAAAAAAUAAAUAGCUUGAAAGAGGACAUUCAAGAGAUGAACCGAAGGUUUCAAAAUGAAAAGGAUUCCAUGGCACAAGAACACCAGACUUUGCAAAGAGAUCUUCAGGAGGCCAAAGAAUUUGUGCACAAUUAUUAUAUGACGACACAGGAAAAUGAGUUUAUAAACCAACAAAAUCAUGCCCUGAAAGAGGAAGUCAAGGAGCUGAAAACAAAGGUGGGUAAGGGAGAAGAGGCCAUUCUUGAAAAGAAUACGGCUAUUCAAGAACAGGCUCAGGAGCUCAAAAGUAUUCUACAAGAACUCAAAGGCUUUGCACACAAUUAUAAUGAGAUGAGCCAAGAAAACGAGACCCUGAAAGAACAAAUCCAGGAGCUUACCAACAAGUUGCGUGACGGAGAAGAGGCCAUGAGACGUAACCAUGAGACUCUGCAACAAGAAGUGCAGGAGUUAAAAGACAUUCAGCAAGAACUUAAGGUUUUUGAGCACAAGUAUUACACAUUGAAAGAGGAGAAUGAGUCCACAAGCAAACAAAGGAACAUCCUGAACAAAGAGGUGCAGACUAAGUUAAAGGACUUAGAAAUUGAGAACAAGACUUUGCACCAAGAAAUAGAAGAACUGACCCUGAACAACACUCUGCAAAAAGAAGUUCAACGGCUAAAUAGAAGUCUGAAAGAACAGGAAGUCCUUCCUCUAUUGAAGCAAGAAAACCAGUCUUUGGGACAAAAAAUAAAUAGCUUGAAACAGGAGAUUCAAGAGAUGAACCGAAGGUUUCAAAAUGAAAAGGAUUCCAUGGCACAAGAACACCAGACUUUGCAAAGAGAUCUUCAGGAGGCCAAAGAAUUUGUGCACAAUUAUUAUAUGACGACACAGGAAAAUGAGUUUAUAAACCAACAAAAUCAUGCCCUGAAAGAGGAAGUCAAGGAGCUGAAAACAAAGGUGGGUAAGGGAGAAGAGGCCAUUCUUGAAAAGAAUACGGCUAUUCAAGAACAGGCUCAGGAGCUCAAAAGUAUUCUACAAGAACUCAAAGGCUUUGCACACAAUUAUAAUGAGAUGAGCCAAGAAAACGAGACCCUGAAAGAACAAAUCCAGGAGCUUACCAACAAGUUGCGUGACGGAGAAGAGGCCAUGAGACGUAACCAUGAGACUCUGCAACAAGAAGUGCAGGAGUUAAAAGACAUUCAGCAAGAACUUAAGGUUUUUGAGCACAAGUAUUACACAUUGAAAGAGGAGAAUGAGUCCACAAGCAAACAAAGGAACAUCCUGAACAAAGAGGUGCAGACUAAGUUAAAGGACUUAGAAAUUGAGAACAAGACUUUGCACCAAGAAAUAGAAGAACUGACCCUGAACAACACUCUGCAAAAAGAAGUUCAACGGCUAAAUAGAAGUCUGAAAGAACAGGAAGUCCUUCCUCUAUUGAAGCAAGAAAACCAGUCUUUGGGACAAAAAAUAAAUAGCUUGAAACAGGAGAUUCAAGAGAUGAACCGAAGGUUUCAAAAUGAAAAGGAUUCCAUGGCACAAGAACACCAGACUUUGCAAAGAGAUCUUCAGGAGGCCAAAGAAUUUGUGCACAAUUAUUAUAUGACGACACAGGAAAAUGAGUUUAUAAACCAACAAAAUCAUGCCCUGAAAGAGGAAGUCAAGGAGCUGAAAACAAAGGUGGGUAAGGGAGAAGAGGCCAUUCUUGAAAAGAAUACGGCUAUUCAAGAACAGGCUCAGGAGCUCAAAGUAUUCUACAAGAAC